This is a messenger RNA of Scheffersomyces coipomensis, 903 nucleotides long. RefSeq names its product 40S ribosomal protein uS19 (gene RPS15). Bases 247 to 675 code for a protein of 142 amino acids. Gene Ontology annotation, biological process: translation; ribosomal small subunit assembly. The transcript is spliced from 2 exons. Gene Ontology annotation, cellular component: cytosolic small ribosomal subunit; ribosome. The record is from RefSeq and is a predicted model, not a curated record. NCBI's taxonomy places the organism in Eukaryota, Fungi, Ascomycota, Pichiomycetes, Serinales, Debaryomycetaceae. Gene Ontology annotation, molecular function: structural constituent of ribosome; RNA binding.
AUAUACAGGACAUUGUCGUCGUGGCAUCCUCAUUUCUAUAAUGGGAGGAGUGCGAAACUAAUUGAGUACCAAAAUACUCCACUUAUAUGCAGUCACAUAGUUAAUCCAAAAUUGUUAACAAAAAGUCAAAACUGUACCAGAGACCAGUGAGAGGGAAAAAGUUGAUAGUAAAAAAAUUUUUAUAUUAAAUUUUCAAACUUUGAAUUUCAUUAUUAUCAUUAUAACAUAUCAAUAAUCUAUAUCAAUAUGGCUGAUACUGAACAAAAGAAGAAGAGAGUCUUCAGAACCUUCACUUUCAAAGGUGUUGAUUUAAAAGAUUUAGUUGAAUUAUCAACUGAAGAUUUCACUAAAUUAUGUAGUGCCAGAGUUAGAAGAAGAUUCUCCAGAGGUGUUGGUACCAAAGAAAUGGGUUUCAUUAAUAAAUUAAGAGUUGCUAGAGCUAACACUCAACCAAAUGAAAAACCAGCUACCGUUAAAACUCAUUUAAGAAACAUGGUUAUUGUUCCAGAAAUGAUUGGUUCCGUCGUUGGUGUUUACAAUGGUAAAGUUUUCAACACUGUUGAAGUUAGACCUGAAAUGGUUGGUCACUACUUAGGUGAAUUCUCCAUCACUUAUACUCCAGUUAGACAUGGUAGAGCUGGUAACGCUUCUUCAAGAUUCAUCCCAUUACGUUAAGUUGUUGUAUCAUAAAUAUAUAUAAAACACCAAAACAUAAAUUAAAAAAAUCAAUCCUCCUUUGUUAGUUUAUAGUAUAAUUCAUCCCAUUUGGUUUACUAAAUGAUUUUUUUUCAUACUUGAAUAGCAAAUUUAAAUCAUAAAUAUACAUAAUAUUAUAUAAGUCGUUUUUUUUUCAUUUGAAUUGUAGAGUUCCUAUCAUAUUUGAUCUCAUCACUCCGUAUAGAU